Molecule: messenger RNA, 1948 nt
Organism: Phacochoerus africanus (Common warthog)
Lineage: Eukaryota; Metazoa; Chordata; Mammalia; Artiodactyla; Suidae
Gene: FBXO9
Product: F-box protein 9
Exons: 13
Coding region: 138-1454 (438 amino acids)
Biological process (GO): SCF-dependent proteasomal ubiquitin-dependent protein catabolic process
Cellular component (GO): SCF ubiquitin ligase complex
Molecular function (GO): protein binding
Source: RefSeq, a predicted model, not a curated record
CUCCGACCGAGAACUCUGCUAAGCAGCGCCGCAGCAAACGGCAGGAGUAGACGCCGGACACCCAGCGCACCUCCUCGCGGGGGCGGUGCCGAGGGGGCGCCGAGAGCCCCGCGGCCGCGGCCGGCCGGCCCGCCAGCAUGGCAGAAGCUGAGGAAGAUUGUCAUUCUGAUGCUGCCAGGGCAGGAGAUGAUGAUGAAAAGGACAGCUCUGCUGAGACAGAUCUGCAGGCACAACUCCAGAUGUUCCGAGCUCAGUGGAUGUUUGAACUCGCCCCAGGUGGAGGCUCGAGCAGUUUAGAAACUCGACCUUACACAGCAUCAAGAGGUUCUCUACUGAAAGCAGCAGAUACCAAAGGAAAGCAGGAACUGGCAAAAGAAGAAAAGGCUCGUGAACUCUUCCUAAAAGCAGUAGAAGAAGAGCAAAAUGGAGCUCUCUAUGAAGCCAUCAAGUUUUAUCGUAGGGCUAUGCAACUUGUACCUGAUAUAGAGUUCAAGAUUACUUAUACCCGGUCUCCAGAUGGUGAUGGCGUUGGAAACAGCUACAUCGAAGAUGAAGAUGAGGAUGAGGACAGCAAGACGGCGGAUCUCCUGGCCUACUUCCAGCAGCAGCUCACCUUUCAGGAGUCUGUGCUCAAACUGUGUCAGCCUGAGCUCGAGAGCAGUCAGACUCACAUCUCAGUGCUGCCGAUGGAGGUGCUAAUGUACAUCUUCCGAUGGGUUGUGUCGAGCGACUUGGACCUCAGAUCAUUAGAGCAGUUGUCACAGGUGUGCAGAGGAUUCUAUAUCUGUGCCAGAGAUCCUGAGAUAUGGCGUUUGGCCUGCUUAAAAGUUUGGGGCAGAAGCUGCAUGAAACUUGUUCCCUACACAUCCUGGAGAGAGAUGUUUUUAGAAAGGCCCCGUGUUCGGUUUGAUGGCGUGUAUAUCAGUAAAACUACAUAUAUUCGUCAAGGGGAACAGUCUCUUGAUGGUUUCUAUAGAGCCUGGCACCAAGUGGAAUAUUACAGGUACAUCCGGUUCUUUCCGGACGGCCACGUGAUGAUGCUGACCACCCCCGAGGAGCCUCCGUCCAUCGUUCCACGUUUAAGAACCAGGAAUACCAGAACCGAUGCAAUUCUACUGGGUCAUUAUCGCUUGUCACAAGAUACAGACAAUCAGACCAAAGUAUUUGCUGUGAUAACUAAGAAAAAAGAAGAAAAGCCACUUGACUAUAAAUACAGAUAUUUUCGCCGUGUCCCUGUACAAGAAGCGGAUCAGAGUUUCCAUGUGGGGCUGCAGCUGUGUUCCAGUGGCCACCAGAGGUUCAACAAACUCAUCUGGAUACAUCACUCUUGUCACAUUACUUACAAAUCCACUGGAGAGACGGCAGUCACGGCUUUCGAGAUGGACAAGAUGUACACACCCCUGCUGUUUGCCAGGGUGAGGAGCUACACUGCCUUCUCAGAGAGGCCGCUGUAGCACCUCACGUCUGCCCCCACCACGAUGCAUGAGUAAGAGUAGAGAGAGAAUCAGAGCACCUAAGUUAUAAGUGUACAUAUAUAUAUAUAAAUAUAUAUAUAUGGAAUUGGAACUUAUUUUACAUUGUUGGAGUUCUUUCAAGAAGAGUAUAAAUUGAUUAUUUUUUUUAUUUAAAGGGAUAGUUGAUUCUUGGGGUGUUUGUUUUGAAAUUAACCUGUUGAAAUCACAUGUUGAAGUACCUUUGUGUUGUUAAAAAACCGUAUGAGAUUUAAGUCAUGGCCUUUUUCAAGCAAAUUUCUGAGCCGACUUCUGUCACAUAAGUCAUCUUCUGCCUGAUCAGCCCCGUGUUUAAAUGCAUCAGGGAAACAUCUCACAGGAUCAGCAUGGCAUAGCGUCUUUUCACUAAAGGCUCAAAAUGUGAACACCUGUUUUGGAUUUGUUUGAAACUGUUUGACCAAUAAAGAGCAUAAAUAAAUGUUUCUUUCAAGAAAAUA